AAGCUGAGCAUUAGCAAGCAGCACCUCGCAUCCUAGCAUAUUGACGCAAGUCGACACGCCAUAUCGCAUCAAGAAGCAACGAAGCAAGCAAUCAAGACAAGCAGAAGGACCGGCACCAACGCACCCGACCAACACAAACCAAGCAAGGCCACGAGCAAGCAACUCACAUCACAGACAAGCGUGCAACGAAGGCUCUCUUCUUCUCCACUGCACCAGCACCAUGUACGGAUUUCUUCAUCAGGCCUUGACAGCAUGGCUGCGGUCUCAGGAUGGAGGCGAGCAGACGCUGAAGGACGUGUAUGAACAGCUCAACAUCACCGGCUCUCCCGAUGACUUCUUCCGCCACUACUCGGACACCCAGACCAUGCUCUUCCUCGACCUGGCAUCCAAGGCGACGGGGCUGACGCUGGAGGAGUGCAUGUACGAGGCAGGCAAGAUGUCCAUGGGCACCUUUGUGCGCAACGGAUACGAGCCUGUGCUGCGCACCCUGGGGAAGGACUUCUUCACCAUGCUCACCAACCUGGACAGCCUGCACGACAACUUCCUCUCCGCCUUUCCCGAGAUGAAGGUGCCCUCCCUGCGCCCAGAGCGCAACCCGGAUGACUCCAUGUCCAUCCACUACUACAGCCAGCGCCGCGGCCUUGCACCCUUCAUGAUGGGUGCCCUCAAGAGCUCCGCCAAGAUGCUCUAUGACCUGGACAUUGACAUCCACCACCGCCUCAAGCGCGGCAAGGACAGCGACCACGAUGUCUUCCACGUCUUCAUGGACCCAAGGGGCUUCCCCGAGGAGCCGCUGACGACGGCUGCGGACGAGAAGAUGGCCACGGCGCAGCUCAAUGCCGGCAUGACAAACCGCCUCUUCCCCUGGCACUUUGCCGUGGACAAGGACAUGAAGAUUGUGUCCCUGGGCAAGCACCUCGCCUCCCGCAUGAAGAAGGAUUGCAUUGGCAUGCACGCGGAGAAGCUCUUCCGCAUCGCCCGCCCCAUCGACGCCACGUGGGACUUUGAGGACAUCAAGGCGCGCUGCGACAAGCCGUUCCUCUUUGUCACCAACCCGAAGCGCAUGCUGAGCGCGGAGGAGUAUGCGGCCAUGCUGAGCGAGCGGCAGCAGCGCCUGGCGCAGGAGGACCGCGAGCAGCGCCACUCAAACCUCAUCCAGCAGUUUGAGCGCCAAAGUAUCGAUGCGCACGCACAGGAGAAAGAGGCUGCCGAUGACUCGGCACGCCUUAACGUGCCCCGCUUCAGUGGAUUCUCCGGCUGCCCCAUGACAGGCCGUACUCCUUCGGGCCACACGUCCGCAACAACGUCCGCUGCCCACUCGCUGCGGAGCUCCAUGGACGCCCAUGACAUUCGCGCACGGGCACUGCGCACGAACAACAUCAAGUUGCAUGGGGAGGUGGUGUUUGACGAAGAACAGCAGGUGCUGCUCUUCGUCGGUAAUCCGCUCGUGCAAUCAACUGAGGAACUCGACACGCAAGGCAUUGACCUGGCCGACAUGCCCAUCCACUGCCACGGGCGCGAGGUGCUGUACAGCGCAAUGUGCCAGGCCGUGUCCGCAUCCAACUCGAACGAGGUUGAGGCCAAGCUUGCAGACCUCGAUCGCUCCAUGGCCGAAGUUCACUCCAAGAAGGAGCAGAUUGACGGCCUCCUCCACAGCAUUCUUCCGCCGGUGGUCGCAGAUUCUCUGGCACGUGGCGAGAUCCCGGCCGCCGAGCAAUACGAGCACGUGACUGUUCUGUUCAGCGACAUUGCGGGCUUUACGAACAUCUCCUCAGAAGUGCCCUCGCUCGAGGUGAUGGACAUGCUGCACGAGCUGUUUGUCAAGUUUGAUGACUUGGCGGACCAGCACGGCUGCUACAAGGUGGAGACGAUUGGCGACGCGUACAUGGUGACGGCGGGCUGCCCGGAGGAAUGUGAGGACCACGCUCUGCGCAUCGCCCGCUUGGCCAUUGACAUGGUGCGCACGGCGCAGACGGUGCUCUCGCCGCUCGAUGGUGAGCCACUCCGCAUCCGCGUUGGGCUGCACUCUGGCCCGUUGAUGGCCGGCGUUGUCGGGCGUGCGCGUCCACGCUACUGUCUGUUUGGCGACACCGUCAACGUCGCCUCGCGCAUGGAGAGCAACGGCCUGCCGGGAUGCAUCCAGGUUACGUAUCGGUUUCUGCGGGCGCUGCCCCCGGGCCAUGACUUUGUGAUUGCGUCUCGUGGUCACAUCACUAUCAAGGGCAAGGGCACCAUGAAGACUUUCUUGCUUUUGGGCCGCCAGGACUCGAACGACGACCCACUUGUGCCCACGGACGACGAUGAGCAGUCUGUGAGCGAGGAUGUUCGAUGCGCGCUCGCCUUGAACGCCCUCAAGCAACGGCUGCAUCAGACGGCAACCGCGCUUCCAACAAGUGCAAACAAGGGUGGGAAGACAAGGGACAAUGCACUUGGUACAUCGCUCUCGCAGCGCACGUCCCGUACUCUUCGCUUGGUUGGCUCCAUGAGCAACGGCUUUCAAAACGCCUAGCUGUGAUGCUCUACACCCUGCGAGCAUUCGACAAGGCCCGUGCGUCCGUGUUUGGUUGCAUCUGUGUGGUGAUACGCAACUGUCUGCUGCGAUUCAAGUCAUAUCCCACACCCCCAUGUCAGCAUACACGCUUUGUUCACCUGUCCAGUUGUUCAUAGUCUCGUUGUGAUGUGGGUGUAAUCACUGAUGGAGUUCUCACUGAGAUGUCGCGCUCGAGCCACAACCCUCUCUCCUUCUCUCCAUUCUUGUUUUGUUUGUUUUAAUGACUGAUUUCUUUUCUGAGCAGCGCGUGAAAUGGUGUGCUGGUGUGAUUGCAUGACGCGUGCAUGAGAUAGUGCGUGUGUAUUGGCAACCACGUGUCGUGCUCGCGACCCCAAGUUCUACAUAUUUUGUUCUUGCUUGCGUGAUGUGGAUGUGAUGACAGCCCGAUGGAUGGCGCCCCCACUCCCUUUGCUUUACUUGCUUUACUUUACUUUGCUUUGCUUGUCCAUUUCUUAAUUUCUGCUUGUGUUGUGGUGAUGAUCGCAUCCCCUGCUUGUUGCUGGUUGAUUUGGUGCGGCAGUCAGGUCGCUUGUACGCGCAUUGAUACAGCUGUGACAUGACACUAUGAUGUGUGUGACAUGACAUGACGCAGCAGUGUGACAUGAGUGACAUGAUGUGUUGUGACACUGGAGCCAGGGGUAUGUGCCAUGCCUGCAGCACGCUUUACUCUAUCGCGACACCAUAAAAUGUAGUGAC
Salpingoeca rosetta is the source of this 3247-nucleotide messenger RNA. RefSeq names its product NO-insensitive guanylyl cyclase III. Gene Ontology annotation, molecular function: heme binding; guanylate cyclase activity. NCBI's taxonomy places the organism in Eukaryota, Choanoflagellata, Craspedida, Salpingoecidae. The record is from RefSeq and is a predicted model, not a curated record. Gene Ontology annotation, biological process: response to oxygen levels; cGMP biosynthetic process. Gene Ontology annotation, cellular component: guanylate cyclase complex, soluble. Bases 221 to 2509 code for a protein of 762 amino acids. The transcript is spliced from 7 exons.